AUGUUUCGCGAGGAGCAGAACCCAGUAUUGGAUAUUGCGCCUGGCGUGACGGCAAUGAAUAUUGUCGAAAAGAAGCGCAAUAACAGUGUCGCGCUCUCCAACUCCACCUCUUCUGAAGCCAGUAUCAGAUCCUACUCCGGACUCCGACUUCAGGAUGAUCUUGCUACGGUGUCAAGAGCACGAAACUUCGAGUACACAACUGCUCACCUGCUCAAUGGUAUCAGCGAGGAUUCGGAUAGCCUGGCCGUCAAGCAUCAGCCUCGGAGCAAGAGCGCCCAUGACAUGUUGGAUGAGCCUUUUGAGCGCAUCCAACCUACUGGCUCCUCCUUGAGCCUAAAAGACACCCGAGAAAUUGCUGUCCAAACAGCGCCGAUCAGCACCCAAACGACAAUCGACCUCUCUGAUUCCGUCGCAACAGCUAUUGCCACUCAAACGGAUACGAUCCCGAUUUUCAUCAACUCCAGGAGGAAGAGCGAGGCUUACAACAAGGAAAUGCUGGAAGAACAGAGCGCACUAAUGGAAAUCAUCGACGAAGCCCUGGACGAGACGAUCGAUCGAUACAGCCGGAUGCGAACGAAUCAGAUUAUUGCUAGUAGCGCCAGGAGACAGGCCCAGAUCUGGCGCGACGCGAAAGACUUUGUCACGAAGGCGCUGAUCCCUCAAAGCGUGGAGCAUGCGAACCGUGGGCGGACUCAGCAGCGGAGUGCCGUCGAGAUUGUGUCGAUGAUUAAGGGAUAUCCG
Molecule: messenger RNA, 741 nt
Organism: Mesorhabditis spiculigera
Lineage: Eukaryota; Metazoa; Nematoda; Chromadorea; Rhabditida; Rhabditidae
Source: the annotation of a GenBank genome assembly